This is a messenger RNA of Paramecium sonneborni, 824 nucleotides long. NCBI's taxonomy places the organism in Eukaryota, Ciliophora, Oligohymenophorea, Peniculida, Parameciidae. The record is from the annotation of a GenBank genome assembly.
AUUAUUAAUGACACGUCUAGUUGUAGUUUGUACAAUUUUCCUGUUAUUGAAUACAACUUAGGCCUACUUUAUUGAUAAAGCACAUCGUCAAUAGGCAAAUGAUUUGAUUUAACAAUUUAUUUCUGGAUUUAUACAAAAUUAUGAUGCAUUAUCUGCAGAAGGACUUGAUUAUAUAGGUAAUAUGAGACUUGCAUUUAAUUAUUGGAUUACGAAAUUAAAAGUUCAUAGUUUUGAAUAACUUAGUGUAAAUUAUUGAUUUAAUAAUAAUAGGUGAAAUUUGACAUUGAUCAUGAUAUUUUAGAAAUCUAUUUACCUUCGGUAAAUCUAGAUGUAAUAAUAGAAGAUUAAUAUGUCAUUCCUACAAAAAUUGAAAAGUAAUUUAAAUAUGAUAAAUUUUAGUUUGAGUGCAUCAAUAAUCUUUAAUAUUGAUUCUCAUCAUUUUAGAUGCACAGGAGUAGAAUUUGAUUAUGAAAGUGUUUCUUUAGAUACUAAUAUAGUUGUCCAAUAUUUUAGUAAAAUGUUGUUUUCUCUUGAUAUGUUAAAAAAUGCUAUAAAAACAGCUGAAAUGCCUAUAAGAAAUGUUCUUAUAUAAGCAAUUAGAGUAAUAAUAAUUUUAUAAAUAAUUUAGAAUAAUCAUGAAAGACUAGCAUUAUUAUUAAUGAAUUUGAGAAAUGGAUAAAUCGAUGUGAAUAAUCUCUUAGCUAAACUUCCAGAAGUUCAUCAUACUAGAAUAGAAAAUAGAGAAUAUAUUAUAAAUCCUCGAACUCUCUUUGGAUAUGUAUCUUUGAGAGAGAAUGAUAAGAAAGACGAUUUAUGAAAUAGAG